UGCUGGCUGGGGAAUUCUGGGAGUUGAAGUCCACCCAUCUUAAAGUGGCUGCGGUUGAGAAACGCCUCCCCCAAGCAUGGCUUCAGCCUGAAGCGCUUCACAGUCUCCGCAGGUCUUAUGGCGGGUCCCGAGCGUGCCAUGACCUCACAGCUCAAGAGAGGAAAAGCGGCGCGGAUCUCAGAACGUCCAGCUGCGAACGAAAAGGAGAUUCCGUUGGAGAGCGGCUUGGAGUUUCCCGAUGUAAUAAUAAAAGUGGAACAAGAAGAGGAGCAGUGGCUGUCAGUAAAAAAUGAACAAGAAAGGAAAGUGUUGGUCUCAUCUCUCCAAGAAAACGAAACUACAGUUGAUGCCGCUUUGGAGUUUCCUGCUGUGAUAAUAAAGAAGGAAGAAGAUGAAGAUCGGUGGGUGCUGUGUUACCAGGGUUCUGAAGGAAAUGGAGGCUUCCCAUCUGCCCAUUCAGAAGAAGAGCUGACACGGAGCUACGUGGGAGGGAAGGAGAAUAAAUGUGCUGAUUGUGGGAAAAGCUUCACGCAGAGGUCCAGCCUUGUCCGACAUGAGAAGACACAUACAGGAGAGAAGCCGUAUCAGUGUUUGGAGUGUGGGAGAAGCUUCAGCCAGAGAUCGAUCUUGACCAGACAUGAGAGAACCCAUACAGGAGAGAAGCCAUAUAAAUGUUCUCAGUGUGGGAAAAACUUCCGCCACAAAUCAGCGCUUCUCAGGCAUGAAAAGAUGGAGGCUGGGGAGAGGCCCUAUGAAUGUUCACACUGUGGGAAGGGCUUUAUUCAGAAAUCAAACUUUCUCAUCCACGAGAGAAUCCACACUGGUGAGAAACCAUACCUGUGCUCAGAUUGUGGGAAAAGCUUUGUCCAAAGGUGGCAUCUCCUUGUCCAUGAGAUGACACAUAAGCAGGAGGCAUCUCAUGAGUGUUCAAGAUGUGGGAAAAGAUUCAAUCACAGCUUAAGCCUUCUCAUCCAUGAAAGAAGCCACAUGGGGGAGAAAAUAUAUCAGUGCUCAGACUGUGGGAAAAACUUCACUCAGAGAUCCAGCCUUGUUCGACAUGAGAAAACUCACACAGGAGAGAAGCCGUAUAAAUGCACAGAAUGUGGUAGAAGUUUUAGCCAGAGGUCUAUCUUGACCAGACAUGAGAGGACCCAUACAGGAGAGAAGCCAUAUAAGUGUUCCGAAUGUGGGAAAAGUUUCCGUCACAAAUCAGCGCUCCUCAGGCAUGAAAAGAUGGAAGCGGGCGAAAGGCCUUAUAAAUGUGUGCACUGUGGAAAAGGUUUCAUUCAACGGUCAAACUUCCUGAUACACGAGAGAAUCCAUACUGGUGAAAAGCCCUAUCAAUGCACAGACUGUGGGAAACGUUUCCUUCAAAGGUCACACCUUCUCGUCCAUGAGAUGACUCAUAAGGAAGAGGAACCCUAUGAGUGUUCAAAAUGUGGGAAGCAAUUCCAUCACAGCUUAAGCCUUGUGAUCCACAGAAGAAGCCACACAAGAGAGAAACCAUAUCGUUGUUCCUCUGGUGGGAAAGGCUUUGUUGAUAAAUCGAGUUUUAGUAGACAUGAAAAGUUACAUCAAGGGGAGAAGCUGUAUUCCUGCUCCAGCUGUGGGAAACACUUUAGUUAUAGAUCAGCUCUCCUCAGACACAAAAGACCUCAAGUGGGAAGGAAGCCAUACUGGUUCUCUCCCUGUGGAAAAUACAUCAUUCCAAAAUUAAAGCUUCUUGCACCCAAGACGCCCCAUAAUGGACAAAACCUACACAGUUGUUCCCACUGUGGAAGAGGAUACAGCCUGAAAUACAAGCUUAUCAUACAUGAGAGAGCCCAUCUAACAAGAAAACCAUAUAAAUGUUCAGUGUGUGGAAAAAGCUUCAGUCAGAAGUCCAAUUUUAUUGUGCAUGAGAGGACCCACACGGGUGAAAAGCCACACAAGUGUGCUGACUGUGGAAAAUUCUUCAGCCACUGGUGGAACCUCUUAAAACACCAGAAGACCCACACAGGAGAAAAGCCUUACAACUGUGGUGAGUGUGGGAAGAACUUCAGCAAUAAAUCAACUCUCGUCGUACACAAGAGGACCCACACCGGUGAAAAGCCAUACCAAUGCUCCAUCUGCGCAAAAGGGUUCACCAGCAAAUCCAGCCUUAUCAAACACGAAAGGACCCACACGGGCGAGAGACCCCACAUCUGUGCAGAAUGUGGGAAAAGCUUCAUCCAGAAAUCAAACCUUCUAAGGCAUGAGAAGACCCACAAAGGAAAGCAAGGGAAUCAGUUCUCCAGUCGUGGGGAAAGUUCCAGGUUUCCCUUAACCCUGCCGAGAAACGCAGGAAUCCAUACAAAAGAAAAACCAUAUAAACGCAUGUCCUGUGAGAAAACCGUCCUUGUGGUCCACAAGAGAAACCCUGCAGGGGAGAAACCGUAUACAUGUUUGGGUUAGGGUUAGGGUCAGGGUCAUACUGGGGUCUAGACAGGCUUAUUCUUUGAUGAGGUGGGAAAAAAAUGGAGACUGAUUCUCAGUAGACAUCAUAGGGAAUGCCUAGAUUUCAUAGGAAAUGCCUAAACGCUGCCAUCUGCAUCUUCUGUUGUGUGAUGAAACCCUUCCUAGACUGUAUGGGCAGCCAGUGAGGUAUCAUUCCCAUCUUAAGAGUGUUGGUCCAUGGAUAUGCGAAGAAACACAAUCUCCCUCAUGUAGAGAAUUACCACAGCAGGGAAAAGAAAUCCCUGACAUACAUGUUUUGUACUUGCAGGGCAUUCAUGUACGGAGGAACAAACUAUUCUCCAACAGCAUGAAGGAGUACUGUGUGAAUGCUUUAUCUGUGUAAUGUCUGGAUCCACCACGGGGCUUAUCCUUCAUUCUGAAUUUUGGACAGGAUCUUAAUACCUUCCUCAGUUACCUUUGUUUUGGCUUUCCUUCCUUAAUUAAAGCAUUUCAGAAAGAAAACACCAGGGCUGCUGCAAGGUCAGGUAUCCCCAUGGGAAUGGGUGUUAGACAAAAUUCACAAAUGAUCAUAUUUGAUUUGGGUGGCUCAGUCCAUCGAUCCAGGUUGAUGGAGGAAGGAACGGGGCAAAAAGAAUGUUGGGGAUGGAGGGAUCCCAUUCAGAUUGAAUUUAAGAUCCUUUGGUUGAAGAGGACCCAACCUACGUUGGGGAAAGGGCGGGAAUGGACAAAGGAUUGAGAUAUUCAGUAGGUUUUUCCUUUCCUUGGUGAUCUGUAUCAGGAGUUUUGCCAUGAAGGAGACAUACAGACAUCUCAGUCCAAUCUUAACCUUUAAUCCCAUAUUCAGAGAGACAUCAAUGCCACCCAUGUCAUAGUUUCAGCUCUCAUGUUUUAUGGGUUGCUAGAACUUUUGUUGUUACGACGACGAUCUUAUUCUAAAAUGAGUAGAUAGUUGCUAUUAUUGUUUCUCAUUGUAGGCUGCACCAAGGCUCUUGUUAUCGGGAGCCAUAAGUAUUGUUGAUGAAUAAACUUGAAAAUAUUUA
Molecule: messenger RNA, 3476 nt
Organism: Python bivittatus (Burmese python)
Lineage: Eukaryota; Metazoa; Chordata; Lepidosauria; Squamata; Pythonidae
Source: RefSeq, a predicted model, not a curated record